AUGUUGUACAUGAAGAAUGAGGAUAACAUCGAGUCAACUAUCAAGUACUAUGCUAAAGUUGUGUUAGUGCCGGAUGCUGACCCGCUCUGGAUCAAGACGCUCAAGGAGCUCGUGUUUGGGCUGUGGAGAAGGAGCGAAGAGAAUCCAAGGCCGUCGUACCCCAGCGGUCGAAUCUUCGCCGACGAGACAAUGAUCAAGAUCCUCAAGGCCGCCUUCGGAACCGAGGAUUCAGCGUUCUUCGAAGAAGCCGCCCGGUGUCACAAGGGCAAGCUGGCAAUGGACUUCUUCGCUUGGGCUCAGAAGCAAUUCGCGUGUGGUGGAAGUUCCUUCGCUAAAGUGCAAGACGGAUAUGACUUCGGUCUGCUUCGGGUCGGUCUCAUCUGGCAACUAUGGAUUGCAUUCUACGGUCCUCGCCUACCCAUACUUCAAGCCGAGACAUACAGCAGUAGCGCGCUUGGUUCUCCGGACUCAAUUCAUUUCCGACAAAUUUCGGAACUGGCGUACUAUCAACGACUCCGAGAUCUGCAAAAUAACAAGGAUGUGGAACUCGACCAAAAGACUGGCCCGGCCACACCAGAAGAGACACUGGCAUUUGUCGAGUCACUGGUUCGUCACAGUCUCGACAAUGAUCUGAUCCAGACCUUCUGGCAAAGGGUCGUCACCGGAGCCCCCAGCAUAAGCUCAUCCACAUUCCACUACCUCCGGCUCCCCUUUAUGCCUUCCUUCCUGCCAUUCUGCCAACAGAGCCCUGCUCACCCAUCCGUCGCAGGCUUCAGCCAGACGCUUGUGGCGAUCCUCUACGCCUACACCAGCAACUACUUCGGCCUGAAGCCCAGCCGGCCACCAGCAAUCUCGUCCGCCCCACGGUACAAUCCUGUUGCGGCGACUGAGCGUCGCGCGCAUAUCCAUCAGAAGCUCGACCAGGCGCGCGUGGACUGCACUCACGAAACGGACCAUUCUCGCUGGACCAACGCCAAGUUGGUGGUGACCAAGAACUUUGCCCAGGUGGGGGAUUCCCAGCUCGCGUGGCAGCAGAGGAAACUCGAGGCCAGUAAGCAGAUCCAGAGCUUUGAUCAGGUGCGUCUCGCAAUCCUGCUCCCAGAUGACUACGAGAAUAUCGUGCGCAUGCGCGCGCUGGAUGUCCCGUCUGAGCAGCCUGUGGCAUCGAGAUCGGAGUCUACCCCUGCAUCGAUGAGCCAGCAAUAUCAGCCGGGCUUUUGCAAUUUUCCACCCGCACCCAACGUGCCAUUGCUAGCUGGGAUGAAGAGGACAGCGGAGGAGGCGGACUUCGUAGAUCUGACGUUGGAUGAUUGA
Molecule: messenger RNA, 1314 nt
Organism: Aspergillus aculeatinus CBS 121060
Lineage: Eukaryota; Fungi; Ascomycota; Eurotiomycetes; Eurotiales; Aspergillaceae
Exons: 3
Coding region: 1-1314 (437 amino acids)
Source: RefSeq, a predicted model, not a curated record